AUGACUGUCAAAACUAAGGACCAUUCUUACGUCUUCCAGAGAAAGAUCUCUGAUAAGGGACUACUAUGUGUGGGUUCCAAAGGAGAUGGGAUGUACAUUAUUCUUGAAGAUCCCAAAACAAGAGAACGGAAAGUUCUUAUGGAUGGUAUUUCCGGUGCUGCUGUUUGUUCGUUGGGUCAUAAUGAUCCCGAAAUCAUCGAUCAACUUUCCGAUUUUGCUAGAGAGUCUGCAUACACCUUUGGUGGCCAUUACGGUAACUAUUCAGCUGAAAACCUUUCCAAAUUUUUGUGUGACAAGUCGAAAGGAUUGUUUAGUUCCUGCUUAUGGACGGGUUCCGGUUCUGAGGCCAACGAGAACGCCAUGAAAAUUAUGAGACAGUACCAUUUGGAGAGAGGUGAUCCUAACAGAUACAAAUUUAUCUCUAGAAAGCAGUCCUACCAUGGUUUUACCAUCGGCUCCUUAUCUCUUGGAGAUUGUGCCAGAAAACCUCCUUUCAAACCUAUUUUGCUCAGUGAUGAGUGCACUCCAAAAAUCGCUCAAUGCUACCCUUACCGUGGCAUCAAGUCUGGAAUGACUGAGGAAGACUACACCAACGAGCUUCUAGCCAAUGCAGAGAAAGUUUUUAUUGAGAACGAUCCUUCUACAAUCGCCGGUGUUGUAGUGGAGACUGUUGGUGGUUCUACCAUGGGAACUCCUACUCCUCCAAAAGGUUAUUUAGAUGGACUCAGAGAAAUAACUCAUAAGUAUGGUGCUUUAUUCAUGUGCGAUGAGGUUAUGUGUGGAUUGGGUCGGUGCGGCUAUCCUUUCACUUUUCUUCAUCCUGAAUUUGGCCUAUCCUCAGGAGGUCCAGAUCUGAUCACCGUUGGUAAGACAAUUGGUUCAGGUAUAGUCACUUUGGCUGGUGUUAUGAUAUCUCCCAAAGUUGUUGAUGCCUUUGAAGAGGGCUCCAAUUUGAUCGUUGGCGCCCAGACAUAUCAUUGCCAUGCUCUCAAUUGCAGGGUUGGAUUGGCAGUUCAGCAGAAGAUUUACAGAGAUAACCUUAUCGAGAAUGUGAGAAUCCUCGGAGAUAAGAUGAAAGCAGACCUCAAGGAGCAGUUGAAGGACUGUAAAGUUGCCGGUGACGUUAGAGGCGCUGGUAACUUUCUUACCGUAGAGGCUGUCAAAGACAGAGAGUCCAAGGAACCCUUUGAUCAUAAGUUUAACAUUGGCAGUGUGAUGGAACAGAAAUGCUUUGAUAAAGGAUUGAUUGUUAUGGGUGCUUCGGGAACCAUUGGUAACGAGCAAGUCAAUGAUAACGAGGUUAUUGGCUAUGGUGAUCACUGUACCAUUGGUCCUGCUUUCACAUUCACCGAGGGCCAAGCAAAUUUCAUGGUCAAGACUAUAGUUGAGACCUUCAAAGAGAUCGAGAGAGAGUAUCUAUGA
Brettanomyces nanus is the source of this 1422-nucleotide messenger RNA. RefSeq lists its product as uncharacterized. Gene Ontology annotation, molecular function: transaminase activity; pyridoxal phosphate binding. The coding region runs from base 1 to 1422 and encodes 473 amino acids. The record is from RefSeq and is a predicted model, not a curated record. Lineage: Eukaryota; Fungi; Ascomycota; Pichiomycetes; Pichiales; Pichiaceae. Gene Ontology annotation, cellular component: cytosol. The transcript has a single exon.